Messenger RNA from Durotheca rogersii, 528 nucleotides. RefSeq lists its product as uncharacterized. The transcript has a single exon. NCBI's taxonomy places the organism in Eukaryota, Fungi, Ascomycota, Sordariomycetes, Xylariales, Xylariaceae. Bases 1 to 528 code for a protein of 175 amino acids. The record is from RefSeq and is a predicted model, not a curated record.
AUGGCCGCCCUGAUGUACUACGACGGCGACUCGCACGCGCUGGCGCGGGACCUGGCGCGGCAGCUGUCGCACCAGACGCGGCGCGAGCACGCGGAGGAGGUGCAGCACCAGCACCAGCACCACUACUACGACCGGGACCGCGACUGCGGGCGGCCGCGCCGCCACCCCACCCAGUACAUCGUCAACGACGGGCGCAUGACCGUCGACCAGCGCACGCUGCAGCACAGCAACGCCGUCAUCUACAACGGCCCGCACUCGAGCCUGCGCCUGGUGUCCUCCGGCCGCGCCGCCGCCGCCCCGGCCCGCGACCGCGACCGCGACACCGACCACUCCCGCGACUGGUCCACCGCGACCCCCCACACCUGCCACGGCUGCCUCCGCCGCCGCCCCCUCUACUGGACCGAGUACUGCUACGACUGCGCCGCCGCCCCGCUCAGCCGCCGCCUCGGCAGCGUCACAUACCGCCAUGACUUCCAAUGGCGGCAUCUGACUACCGCCCCCGAGAGGCGUCUCGUCGGGUGGCGCUGA